Molecule: messenger RNA, 1072 nt
Organism: Juglans regia (Persian walnut)
Lineage: Eukaryota; Viridiplantae; Streptophyta; Magnoliopsida; Fagales; Juglandaceae
Product: LOB domain-containing protein 25
Exons: 2
Coding region: 291-803 (170 amino acids)
Source: RefSeq, a predicted model, not a curated record
UUCGAAUGAAAUGUUUCUUCAAUUUUUAGGUUAUAGAAGUUGAUCCCCGGGGUUAUUUGGGGUUUGGAAUUGGACAGGUAGAAUUCCAGUGAUGUGAAGAAAGAGAGAAAAGCUGAAAUUACAGUAGGGAUAUCGACCCAUGCUCUAUUGACUAACAAAAGAGAGAGAAGAACAGAGAGAGAGAGAGAGAGAGAGAGAGACUUUUUCAAAGGACAACUAGCUAGCAUACUGGUUGAAUUACAAAACUAUUGAGCAAAUUCAUCAUGGAGAAUCCUAACACAUGAAGUAAUAUGGCCUCUUCUAGCUACUCCAACUCUCCCUGUGCUGCCUGUAAAUUUUUGCGGAGAAAAUGCAUGCCAGAUUGCAUUUUUGCACCAUAUUUUCCGCCCGAAGAGCCACAGAAAUUUGCCAAUGUUCACAAGAUUUUUGGCGCAAGCAAUGUGAGUAAGCUCCUCAACGAAGUCCUUCCCCAUCAGAGAGAGGAUGCAGUCAACUCUCUGGCCUAUGAAGCCGAGGCACGAAUAAAAGACCCGGUCUAUGGCUGUGUUGGAGCCAUCUCAGUCCUUCAAAGGCAUGUCCUUCGGCUCCAGAAGGAAUUGGAAGCCACAAAUGCAGACCUGAUGCGGUAUGCCUGCAACGAGAUGCCUACAUCAACACCCCAGUUUGGAAGGAGGAUGGGGACUCAUGAAGGAAGUUCUUUUGGUCAAAGUACUUCUGGUUCGUAUUAUUCUUCUCCAUGGAAUAAUGAUCCCUGUGAUCAGGAUAGCCAAGAUAGAUCAGGAGGAGAUCAUGGAAAUAUGUAAGCAGCUGGUUAAUUGUAUUGACCAUUCUUAUGUCUAUAUAUGACUACGUACGUACGUACAUUGAGACAUCUACUCAAUUUUACCAUCUGGAGAUUCUCAAUGAAUUGGAAAGGGGCCGGGAAGGUCCUAUCAUGCACGGUACUAUAACAUGGCAUGUGCUAUGCUGCGAAGACCCGGCCGCUCAUGACUAGAUUACUAUGCGGUAUAUGCACCGAAUAUUGCUACAUAUGUAAUUUGCAAAUGAGUCAACUUAAAUUAUAUAUGCACCA